This is a messenger RNA of Bombus pascuorum, 2454 nucleotides long. Its product is annotated as polypeptide N-acetylgalactosaminyltransferase 3-like. Gene Ontology annotation, cellular component: Golgi apparatus. The record is from RefSeq and is a predicted model, not a curated record. The coding region runs from base 490 to 2304 and encodes 604 amino acids. Lineage: Eukaryota; Metazoa; Arthropoda; Insecta; Hymenoptera; Apidae. The transcript is spliced from 11 exons.
CGAAGUGUUUUGAUACAACACUGCGUUAUUCAUAGCGUCCUAGCUCCUUGGAAUUCAUUCCAGUCGUCGAAUCUGUGGCAGCAUGCGUGCAAUACAAAUUUCUGUGCGUUAUUUUAGUUCAAUAGAAUCUUAAUAGUACCCAUUGACAGUGAGAUAAUUUUUUAUUUUAUGAAAAAGUAGUGUUUAUCGUAUAGAAAUAACGACAGGAAUCAUCAUCUCGAUGUCAUAUACGUAUUUAUGAAGUACAUACAUAUCUGAAAUCAUUUCGGAGCAUUUCGUGUACUCCACCGCUAAAACUCGUGAUGCACUUUCGUAUGUUCUCCAGUUCAAGGUAUACAUUGUAAUUACUUUUCACAAUGACCCGCGAUGAAAAGUAUGUUGUAACGGAAGUGCGGCUUCAACGAUAACAGUUGACUAUUCCAUGAUGAGACAGAUGUGUAGUUAUAUUCGAAAUUAGUUAAGUUUAGCAUUCUUUCAACGAGGAUCACGAUGUGGCCACGGCUGAGAAAGUCUUGUCGCGCGUGGUCAAUCAUUCUCUCGAUUGCUCUUUUGAUGGGAAUAUUCUUCGUUUGGCCAUGGAAAAGGCGAGAGGACGAAAAUUCUCCUAACGAUUACGUUUCACUUCGACUCUUAGACAAUCAAAGAGAUUACAUAGAUCGUAAAGGAGUACACGUGGUAGUAGGACAUUAUAUCGGAGAUUCCGUGGAUCCAAUGAAAACUCCGAAUAUUACGAAAGAUUUCAUUAACAAAAAUAUGUUUGAUCCACGGCCAUUUGAGGGAAAGAAUGGCAAUCCGGUUCUUGUACCGGCGAAAGACUUUUAUAAAAUGCAGCUGCUGUAUCAAAUCAAUCGAUUUAAUUUGAUGGCUAGUGAUAGAAUACCAUUGAAUCGAUCUCUACCAGAUGUUAGAAGAAAAGGGUGCGUAACACGAUAUAUGAACGUAGGUAACUUACCGAAAACGUCGAUAAUUAUCGUCUUUCAUAACGAAGCUUGGAGUACGUUACUCAGGACUGUAUAUAGCGUAAUUAAUAGAUCGCCAAGGCAUUUGUUAGAAGAAAUUAUUCUCGUUGAUGACAAUAGUGACAGAGAUUUUUUGAAGGACGCGUUAGAUGAACAUGUAAAGAAUUUAAAAGUUUCCACUAAGGUUCUUCGUUCCACGAAACGUAUAGGAUUAGUGAAUGCGAGACUUCUAGGUGCCAACAGAGCCAAAGGCGAAGUCCUCACGUUCCUUGACGCACAUUGCGAAUGUACGGUUGGAUGGCUGGAACCCUUACUCGAAGCGGUUGCUAAGAAUAGAACUAGGGUAGUAUCGCCUGUUAUCGAUAUAAUAAAUGACGAUACUUUCAGUUAUACACGGUCUUUCGAGUUACACUGGGGUGCAUUUAAUUGGGAUUUGCAUUUUCGCUGGCUAACUUUAAACGGUCGAUUGUUGAAAGAGAGGCGUGAAAAUAUCGUCGAACCAUUCAGAACACCCGCCAUGGCUGGGGGAUUGUUCUCUAUGAAUCGAAAUUACUUUUUUGAACUAGGAAGUUACGACGAUCAAAUGAAAAUUUGGGGCGGUGAAAAUUUGGAAUUAUCUUUUCGAGUAUGGCAAUGUGGCGGUAGCAUCGAGAUUGCCCCUUGCUCUCACGUGGGGCAUCUCUUUCGAAAAUCAUCGCCGUAUACGUUCCCAGGUGGCGUCGGAGAGAUUCUAUAUGGGAAUCUCGCUAGAGUAGCCUUGGUUUGGAUGGACGAAUGGGCAGAAUUCUAUUUUAAAUUUAAUACAGAGGCAGCUAGAUUAAGAGACAAACAACCAGUUCGAGAUAGAUUGGAAUUACGUAAGAGGUUACAAUGCAAGAACUUCGAGUGGUAUUUGAAUAAUAUAUGGCCAGAACACUUCUUUCCGAAAGACGACCGUUUCUUUGGACGGAUUUUGCAUAUUUCAUCGAACAAAUGCAUUAUGCGACCAACCGGGAAAGGGACGUAUUCUCAACCCUCGGGAUACGCAAUCCUCGAAACGUGCCUUUCACGACCAAUACUCAGUCAAAUGUUUGUGAUGACGACGGAUGGAGUUAUAAUGACCGAUGAGAGCGUCUGCUUGGAUGCACCCGACCAUGACACCCAGCACAAGACACCAAAGGUUAAGAUGAUAACGUGUAGCGGCCACAAUAGACAAAAAUGGCGAUACGACGGACAAUCAAAGACUUUUGUGCACGUAUCUUCGGAAAUGUGUUUGCAAUCAAAGAACGACGAGGGUCCUGUGAUAGCAGCUUGUACAAAGGACAUCGAUCAGAAAUGGUUAUUGGAAUCGAUUCCUUGGAAAUAAUAGUACCAAUAUUUCCUCAUAUCGAACGCUACCUUAAAGCACGAUAUAUUUGUAAAAAUUAUUUCUAAUGGAAUUUUUACUUUCAUAUACUUGCGGCUAUUUCUACAGGAAAUAUUUGUAAAUAAACGUAUGCCUGGCUAUUUUAUAAAA